Aspergillus glaucus CBS 516.65 is the source of this 918-nucleotide messenger RNA. It is a transcript of the gene yop1, whose product is annotated as putative membrane biogenesis protein (Yop1). The record is from RefSeq and is a predicted model, not a curated record. Lineage: Eukaryota; Fungi; Ascomycota; Eurotiomycetes; Eurotiales; Aspergillaceae. Bases 215 to 724 code for a protein of 169 amino acids. The transcript is spliced from 6 exons.
GCAGACUCAAAAAGAGGGCAAUACGCCCGCCUUCCGACGUCAUGACCCAUCACGUGAUAGACCGCACCGUCAUCUCUAACGCCAGCUUUCAGCUACCGAUCUCUCUCUUCCUCACACCAAAUUUUCUAUCGUUCUCGAUUCAUUAUUCACCUGAUCACCUUUAAAUUCAAUACACUCUAUCGCUUUCUGCUAGGUAUCAUCCUAUUCUUCCACAAUGGCCACUUUCCAGGACCGUGCCCAGCACAUGGUUGCUCAGCUCGACAAGGAGCUCUCCAAGUACCCCAUCCUUAACAACCUGGAGCGCCAGACCAACGUCCCCAAGGUGUAUGCGAUCCUGGGUCUUGUCGGCGUUUACUUCUUCCUCGUCUUCUUUAACAUCGCUGGCGAGUUCCUCGUCAACUUCGUUGGUUUCCUUAUCCCCGGUUACUACUCUAUCAACGCCCUGUUCACGCCUGGUACUCGGGAUGACACUCAGUGGUUGACGUACUGGGUUGUCUACGCUCUCCUGACCGUUGUUGAGAGUGCCAUCAGCGCUGCCUACUGGUUCCCCUUCUACUACAUCUUCAAGUUCGUCCUUGUCCUCUGGAUGUCCCUUCCCCAGACCAACGGUGCCCAAAUCGUCUUCCACUCCUUCCUCCAGCCUGUCCUCGGCCGCUUCUUCAACAACGGUUCGACCUCGGCCAACCUCCGUGCUCAGGCCGAGGCCGCUGCCAAGUCUCAGUAAACGCGACCGCCCGGAGAAUUUAUUCGCCGCCUGGAUCUAGAUGUUCAUGGCCAGUUCUCGUUUAGCCAUGAACCAAGUCGAUUAUCUAUGUCCAAAGGCCCGUGGUAACGAAUUGAUUGACCGCUAGAUUUGGUUAUGAAGGAAUGAAGGGUAGAAGAAGAAAAACACGGAGGUGCGGUGAGAAAGAAGGGGAA